AUGAAUAAGAAUUUAUUAUGUUUAUUACUCGUUCUCUUGUUGAGUCUUGAGUUAAUCUCGAUUACACAUGCUCAAGCCACACCAAAGCCAAGAGCGCCUAGAGUGGUCAAGAUUCAAGUUGACAAGGGUAGUUGGUUCGAGGUGAUGGCCCAAACGACCAACAAAGUCUAUUCAACACCUGCUGUAUACUUCCAAGACCUCCCAGCCGAUGGUGCCAAGUUCAUGGAGGGCUUGAAGGCGGCAAUGGUGGCACUCACAGCAUGCACACCAACAGAUUGUCCAAAUGCAGUCAACGCGAUCAACACAAUGAUGGCAACGUUUAUCGACAAAUCAAGUUCGACCCAGUUCAUCGACAGUUGGUUCAUGAAUGAUCUGAGAGGAGCUGUUGGCAAAACGUUGGAGUCAAACGACGCUGCACAAGUCAAGAUCAGGUUUCGUGGUACCAGUUCACUCUUGGCUAAUCUUGCAAAGAGUGUCGAGAGUCAACUCAAACUCAACACAGAGACAACUCGCAAGACUGUACGCACAGCAUUCAGAGCACUCGAGAGCAAUCUACGAAUGAUCAUCGACACCAACUUUGAUCCGAACCCAAAACACCUUGCAGAACUGCCUCAAUACACCAUGGCAGCCACUUUCUACUUUAUGAUUCAGUCACAGUUCCAGAGGUUCGCCACUCAAUGGGGAUUCGACAGCACUGUGAUUGAUGCUCAAAGUCGGAACUUGAAGACAUGUCUGGUCAAGUACUCCAACCAUGCUCGUGACACAUUUGAAUUGGCUGUCUCCAAGAUUGCACUUGAGCCCGAGGAAGGUCCGAUGGCUGGACAGAACAAGUUUGAUCGAGUGAUACAACUCCGUCGCACAAUCAUCCCUGCCGUGUUUGACUUUGUCGCCAUGUGGUCGCGCAUGGAUGGAUCGGUGUUCCCCUCUGGCAGUUAUGCAGAGCCCAUUCGCAAGUUGUACUCACCGACUGCUGGCUUCCUCGUGGAUUGGCAAGCAGUCGACAAAGUCCAUAGCAAACAAUAUGAACCGGACUAUAUCACUUAUCAAAGAACGGAGGAGAUGUUCCAACAUGCCAACCAUGAACAGUACCUUGGACAACUCAUUCAGGUCAAGUUCAUUCAAAACUACUAUUAUUUGCAUUCAAUUGGUCCAAAGUCUAUGCAGAGAAACAAGAUUGAUACGAUCGAGACUGGUGGAUCUCGAGGUAACAGUCCACAGGGUAAAGCAAUAGGAGGACUUCCCGCUGGUAUCAUAACAUUCAAGUUAAGUCCAACCCUCAACGACCAGAACAUCUCACUAGUGAGCGAAGCCUUCCCCUUGAUGAUUGCAUCCACCAAUCCAGGACCAAAAAAGAUUGAUUUGCAUUUCCAUGGCAUUCCAAAGAGGAGACCAGGAUGUUGGCUGCAUGUUGAACUGUUAGAACAAUACGAAUACUGCGUAUUUCCAGAAGAUUGGGAGGUGCCAUACAAGGACAACACAGACUUCUCAGUGACUGGCCACAAGAUCACUGACAUCUUCGCAUGGUACAUGACCAUUAGAUCUGAAGAAAUAGGUACUGCCGAUGUGAUCCAAGCAGCCUUCAUCCCAAAGGAGGUAUUUCCAGAGAAUGCCCUGCUCCCAAAGGUGACCACGAUGAUCAAUGCCCAGAAAUAUGUCACCAGUAAUGGAAACGUUGGCCUUGUUCGAGAUGACUUCAUGAUUGGAUCACAUUCAAUGAAGAUGCCAGCAGGUAGCGCUCUGAUGUUCUACUUUGAAGCAUCAGGAGCAGAUAGAUCAUUCAACAUUGGACUCUUUGCCAAGGCACCUGUCAAUCCUGCGUCAGUAUCAAUCUUCCGUCAAGUUGGCUCAGCAAGCAGAACAUUGAUCACAACAAUCUCCAUUCCAAUGUCUGAUGAUUACAAGUCAUACAUUGAUAUUAGUACUGUUGUUCCCAUCAAGAAGGAUCCAUACACCACGAGAGAGAGCUUUACAAUCGAAACCAAUACCGUCAUCUAUUUGAACUCUGUCAUAUUCAGUCCAUUGCCAGUUGUCUAA
This is a messenger RNA of Acytostelium subglobosum LB1, 2034 nucleotides long. RefSeq lists its product as hypothetical. The record is from RefSeq and is a predicted model, not a curated record. Lineage: Eukaryota; Evosea; Eumycetozoa; Acytosteliales; Acytosteliaceae. Gene Ontology annotation, molecular function: toxin activity. The transcript is spliced from 2 exons. Gene Ontology annotation, biological process: symbiont-mediated killing of host cell. The coding region runs from base 1 to 2034 and encodes 677 amino acids.